AUGUCCAACAACGCCGGCAAGACUCAGGAGGCCAAGGCCCGCUCGGCCAAGAAGGCUGCCCUCAAGGGCACCCAGUCGCAUGCGACCAAGAAGGUCCGCACCUCGGUGUCGUUCCACCGCCCCACGACUCUUCGUCUUGCCCGUGCUCCCAAGUACCCCCGCAAGUCGAUCCCCCACCUUCCUCGCAUGGACCAGUUCCGCACUAUCCAGCACCCCCUGAGCACCGAGUCGGCCAUGAAGAAGAUUGAGGACCACAACACCCUUGUCUUCAUUGUCGACCUCCGUGCCAACAAGCGCAACAUCAAGGACGCCGUCAAGAAGCUCUACGACGUUGAGGCUGCCAAGAUCAACACCCUCAUCAGGCCCGAUGGCAAGAAGAAGGCCUACGUUCGCCUCACCUCCGACUACGAUGCUCUCGAGGUCGCCAACAAGAUUGGCCUCAUCUAA
Messenger RNA from Vanrija pseudolonga, 447 nucleotides. RefSeq names its product 60S ribosomal protein L25 (gene RL25). The transcript has 4 exons. Bases 1 to 447 code for a protein of 148 amino acids. Gene Ontology annotation, cellular component: cytosolic large ribosomal subunit; ribosome. Lineage: Eukaryota; Fungi; Basidiomycota; Tremellomycetes; Trichosporonales; Trichosporonaceae. Gene Ontology annotation, molecular function: structural constituent of ribosome; rRNA binding. The record is from RefSeq and is a predicted model, not a curated record. Gene Ontology annotation, biological process: translation; ribosomal large subunit assembly.